UUCGUAGGUAGGUAAAAUGUAAUUGUUACUAAUUUAUAUACGUUAAAUGACCGUGAGAAAGUGUGCAGAAGAAUUACUUUGAUUAGAAAGUAAUGAUGAUUUGAAAGCAAUGAUGAUUAACAAUUGUUUGCAGAUGUUUGCGCAUGGAUACUGAUACUUUUGAAUAUCUUCUUGAAAACAUUACACCUCUCAUUGAAAAGAAGACGACACAUUUGAGAGAAUGUAUACCUCCUGCUGAGAGACUCUCCGUCACUCUGCGGCAUUUGGCUACUGGAGAAUCACAGGAAUCACUUUCCUUGCAAUUUAGAAUUGCACAAAGUACUAUAUCAAAAAUAAUAAGGGAAGUUUGUGCAGCACUGAUCUAUGUUUUGAAAAAUACAUUUCUUCGAAUGCCAACAUCUGCAGAAGAGUGGAGCGUUGUUGCUGAAGAUUUUGGAAGGAAAUGGAAUUUUUAUAAUUGCAUUGGUGCGAUAGACGGCAAACAUAUACGAAUAGAUCCACCUGUAUCAUCGGGUUCAGCCUACUACAAUUAUAAAGAUUUUUAUAGUAUUGUAUUACUUGCUGUCGUUGAUGCACAGCUGAGAUUUAUUUAUAUCGAUUUAGGCACUAAUGGGAGAAUGAGUGAUUCUUCUAUAUGGAACAAAUGCAGUCUCAAAUCUCAUUUACGCAGCAAUAAUCUUCCUUUGCCUCAGCCAUCUUCACUUCCUGAGUCUGACAUUAAUUUUCCUCAUGUACUAGUUGGUGAUGAGAUUUUUCCUCUGACAACUAAGCUACUUAUUCCAUAUCCAGUAGAUCAAUGCCGUAAUCGUGUUGACAGGAAGAUCUUUAAUUACAGACUGUCACGUGCCAGACGCUGUUCGGAAAAUGCAUUUGGAGUGUUAGGUGCACGAUUUCAGAUAUUUAGAACAACUAUGAGAUAUGAUCCUGAAGAGGCAAUUCGAAUUACAAUGGCAUGUUGCUGUCUUCAUAACAUGUUACGUAGUCAAUGUACAGGCCUUGCUAUGUAUACCCCAUCAGAUUUUCUUGAUGAAGAGGACAUAUUAACAGGUUUGAUAAGACCAGGUGAAUGGAGGCAACAAGUAGCCAGCGGCUUAGCACCAAUAAGUCAUCAAGGUGGAAACCGUCAUGCAAAUGAUGCUCGUAUUCUUCGAGACAUGUGGACUACAUAUUUUAAUGGACCAGGAGCUGUGCCGUGGCAAGAAAGAAUGGUACUUGGUGAAAAUGUAUGCAGAUAA
Odontomachus brunneus is the source of this 1235-nucleotide messenger RNA. RefSeq names its product putative nuclease HARBI1. The coding region runs from base 144 to 1235 and encodes 363 amino acids. The transcript has 3 exons. NCBI's taxonomy places the organism in Eukaryota, Metazoa, Arthropoda, Insecta, Hymenoptera, Formicidae. The record is from RefSeq and is a predicted model, not a curated record.